AUGUACAUCCAAGGGAGCCAUUUGGCCCUGCCCCCACCUUUGGCUCCAACCCUGGUUUGUGGUCGCACCCCCCUGGCACAGCUCCCCCGCCUCCUGGAGUCUACACCUCCUGACGUGCAGCAGCUUCAGGUGUGGCCAGUGAGGAUGAGCAGGGGGCAGGUGCUGCUGGCAGAUGUGUGGUCACCUGGUUGCAAAGAGCUGCCGGAGCGGGGGAGCCGAGGUGUGAUUCCAGGGAGUCUCUCGAGGAGUGAUGGUGAGAGCAUCUCACGGGGGCUGGGGAGUACCUGCAACAUUGCUCAAAGGGGCCGGGACGGGGCGGGGGCGGAGCCCGAGCCCGAGCCCCGCUGUCCAAUCAGCGCUGCCGACGCCCCAGCGAGCCCUCCAAUCAGCGAGCCGGGCGGGGAUUUAAAAUGGCGGCGGAAAGAGGAGCUCUUUGAAACUGUCCGAGCGAUCUCUGUGGAUGCGUGGCUUCUGCGGUCUGUUGUAGUGCGAAUGAGGAAGCUGUCUGUGCCAAGAAGGAAGAUGAGGAGGUGUGGGAGGAUGGAGCCAGCAGCCACUGAAGGCUGGGGGAGGCACAGUUCCAGGUCAGAGACGUUGCCUUCCAAGGAGAGGGACUUGUCCAUCCUGUUGGAAUUUGAGGCUUUAGGAAAGCCCCUCCAGCAUGGGAAGGUGCUUUUGGCUCCAGACAUGUUCCCAGUCCUCAGGAGCAGCUGGACCUGUGCCGUCCCCAGCAGGACAGGAAAACUCACUUACUUGUCCCAUCCUUGGCAGAAGCGUUGGUAUUUGAGCAGCCAAUGCCAAUGGGCUCCAGCCCCAUGAGUCUACACUGGAGGGUCGCUGCUCC
Molecule: messenger RNA, 844 nt
Organism: Ficedula albicollis (Collared flycatcher)
Lineage: Eukaryota; Metazoa; Chordata; Aves; Passeriformes; Muscicapidae
Exons: 5
Coding region: 1-819 (272 amino acids)
Source: RefSeq, a predicted model, not a curated record